CUUCAAACGGGGCGAUAGAGCGAAGAAACACAUCCGAAAGCUUUUCUAGCUAGCUAAAUCUCUUGCUAGCUCUGUGUACCCAAAUUUAGAGAGCCGUUAAGUCGAGUUCGUCAAGAAAUACAUCAUUUUUUUUCAAAAGCGAUCAAAAAUCACACUCGGUCUUGCAUUCAGUGGUGUCACAUUUAUCUGCCAGAGCAACACCCAAGUAAAAUAUGUGCUGCAGCUGAAGAUGGGUGGUAGCGGCUCCAAAUCCAAAGGAUUUUGGCCUUUCUCUGGCUCAGGCAGCGGCGACGACCAAGCCAAAGACGGAAAUGAGCAGUCACUGGCAAGAGCCCGAAGUUUCCCGGGGGCGACGCCUUUUGUGUUUACCAGGCGAAGCUCUUUAUUCUUGGACGAGGAUGGCGACCUGGCCCACGAGUUCUACGAAGAGACCAUUGUGACAAAAAAUGGCCGCAAAAAAGCCAAACUGAGGAGGAUUUACAAAAACUUGACGCCUCAGGGAAUCGUAAAGCUGGACCUCCCUUGCAUCCAUGUCGAUUUUCCCGUCAUCCUUUGCGAAGUCUGACGACGUCCGCGACGCGUCUCGAGACGAACACGCCCUGUCGGCUCCGUCCCGUGGUCCCCCCCCCCCCCCCCCCCCGAAGCCUGGAGACCAGAAACUUUCAGAUAAUACAUCACACAUCUCUCGAUUAUAUUUGAAGCGCAUCUGUCGUCAGAAUGAUGUCUUGUGAGCUGCGCCUCUGCACGUGAUCUGUUAUUAGUGACGCAUUAUAGAUCACUUAUAGGAGGCACGUAGGAUGGAGACAAGUUGGGAAAACAUGCCCGGUUUACACGGCGUGCAUGCAUGUACGUGUGCUGUUGCGGAUCGCUGCAAAUUAUUUUCAGGGAUGGUUUACGGAACUCUUUAAAGGGAUUAUUACCAUCUCCUCCCGACAUGUCACAUUAUCUCUAGAAGGAAAGUAGUCGCACACUUAAGCGUUGUUAAUUUUCUUUUUCUUUUAAACUUUGCUAUGCAUGGGAAAAGGAUCGGAUGGUUCCUCGAAAUGAAUUGAGUUGACAAUCAGUCGCCCUCCAAUUAAAACUGAAUUGCUUCAAUGACUUUGGCCUGAUGUCACACGAGCGAAAACACGAGUAGGGACGUCCGCCGUGAGAUCUGGGUGUGUGUGCUUUGCUGCUCUCGCGUACGAUAUUUCACAUUUAAUUUAUUUUUUUUAUUCUUAUUUUUUGCAAAUACACUCAAAAUGCACCACUG
Messenger RNA from Syngnathoides biaculeatus (alligator pipefish), 1252 nucleotides. RefSeq names its product tumor suppressor 2, mitochondrial calcium regulator b (gene tusc2b). Gene Ontology annotation, cellular component: mitochondrion. The transcript is spliced from 4 exons. The record is from RefSeq and is a predicted model, not a curated record. The coding region runs from base 230 to 565 and encodes 111 amino acids. Gene Ontology annotation, biological process: regulation of mitochondrial membrane potential; inflammatory response. NCBI's taxonomy places the organism in Eukaryota, Metazoa, Chordata, Actinopteri, Syngnathiformes, Syngnathidae.